AUGACGCCCUCACAGAGAGCCCGGUACGGAUGUGAGGCGGCGCGAAACAACAAAUGGAGGAUUGCAGCUCCUCCGGCCCCCUUGUUGAAGCGUGCUGGUGGGGCACCUCAGCCAUGGCCCAUUCACUCCCACCCUCAAGGGCAGCUCCACAGGUCCCAGUUCCCUCCUCCUCCUCCUCCUCCUCCUCUUCCUCCUCCUCCUCCUCACCUCCCUCUCUUCCGCACUCGCCACGCAGAGGAGAGCGCAGAGAGGCCUCGUCUGGUCACCGUCGUCCGUCCCUGUGGUCAAAGCGCACUACGCAAGGUAACAGUCCUGUUGAACCGUAGGGGUGUGGUGUCCUUCGAACAACUGCUAUUGGAUAUCUCAGAGGCGUUGGGGUUUCCUCGCUGGCACCGAGCCAGAGUCACACGUCUGUACACGACCCACGCACGAGAGGUGAAAGGUGUAUGUGAUUUCUUCCGAGGUGAGGUGGCCUUCCUGGCGCUGGGGAAGUCUCGCCCAGAGCUGAGCAGUGUGCAGGAGGCUCUGGAGGAGCUGUUUCCAGAACAUUCCCAUUACCGGGCAGAAGCACUGCGGGCCUGGGAGAAAAGACUCCGUCCAGCGCCAGAUAAAGCAGCUAAGGCCGACAGUGGAUACAGUGAGGGGACAGACAGCAGCGAGACACACACUAACCAAGAGACACACCAGGACGCAAACACACAUGUCAAAAAUCAUACCAACACACACACAGUUACCCAGCCGCCUCACCACAUCGACACAGAACAUUAUAAAGCAGAUGUUCAGAAGUGUCAUAAAAAGAAUUCAUGCCGAAAACCUGCUCACCUGCCCAACCACCUGCAGAGACUGCACGUGAGGGGCGGGGUCAGAGAGCGGCAGCCUUCUGUCAUUGGUCCAUUUAAACACGAGGAAGGUCUUAGAGAAACAGACGUUCCCUCUCCUACACUGUGUGAAAACUGCUUAGCAAAGAGGGUCAAACAUAAGGGUCCAGAGCGGCUCAAUCCGCUGUCAGGGAAGGUCCCACUUCCUCCUGUGUCUAGGAAGCAAAAAGGAAGUUCUUGUACGGAACAGGAAGUGAGAAAAUUGUACGUUCAUAUCAGCCCUCCACCUCCUCGGCCAGUCAGCAGAGAGGAGGAGAAGAGCGCUGCCCAGUUACAACUUUCAAAUCCACUUCCAGAUGUGGGUCAAGUACACAGGGACGUAGAACAGAGGAUGACCUUUGACCUUCCCUCAGAGGGCAGUGAUGUCACCCUGGCAGAUAUCGAGCGCUGCUAUGAAAUUGGACGUUUGGUUGGAGACGGCAACUUUGCAGUAGUGCGGGAGUGCCGCCGUCGUGACAACGGACAAACCCUCGCUGUGAAGAUCGUCGAGCUCUCCAAGCUGAUUGGUCGAGAGCACAUGAUGCAGAACGAGCUGAGCCUUCUGGGUAGCCUCAGUCACCCUCGCAUAGUGCGGCUGGUUGCGCACCACCACACACACACUCACUCCUACCUGGUGAUGGAGCUGGUGAGCGGGGGGGAUCUGUUUGAGGCCAUCAGUGAGAGGGGGACGUUUUCAGAGGCAGAGGCGGGACUGAUGGUGUCGGAUGUGACUGAAGCACUGAAUUACAUCCACUGCAAAAGUAUCGUCCACCGAGACCUCAAACCAGAAAACCUGCUGAUAGAGCGUGUAGCUGCUGGCAUCUGUAGGCUGAAACUGGGAGACUUUGGUCUUGCCAUGGUUGUGACUGAACCAGUCUUCACCAUAUGUGGCACACCCACGUAUGUAGCCCCAGAGAUUCUCUGUGAGACAGGUUAUGGUGUCGCUGUGGAUGUAUGGGCUCUGGGUGUUAUUCUCUACAUCCUGCUGUGUGGAUUCCCUCCAUUUCGAAGUCGGGAUCGGGACCAGGAAGAGCUAUUCCAGCUAAUAAAACAGGGACAAAUCCACUUCCUGUCCCCCUACUGGGACCCCAUCUCAGAAGAAGCCAAAGGCCUUGUCCGAGCUCUGCUACAGCCUGAUCCAACAGUGAGACUGACAGCAGAGCAGACCUUGCUGCAUCCCUGGGUGAAGGCUAUGGCUUCAAUUUGCAGACAGAGGGCGCUCACAGACAAAGCUCAGAAGAGCACAGCAGACACUGGAGCAGAACCAGACAGAGUCCAGAGACUACUUAAGACCAAUGCAGCAGAAACAUGUACAGACAAAACACCAGGACACACCAGCAGUGAGGGAGAAAUCACGCAGAAAGAGCUCAGCAGACAUAAUGACAGACAAACUGAGAUAAACACAGAAAGAAGACAAGAUGAGGACAAACCACUACAGCAACAAGCAAAAGAGACAGUUCACACCAUAUCUCCACAGUUCAAAGUGCACACACCUUCAGAGGCCACGCCUGGUCUACAGAGACCAGAAUGCUCCUCUACAGACUCUGGCUCACCCAGCAGGCGAGAAAUACAGGAUCGAGAUCCAAAGCUGUCAAACACAGACUGCGAUCCUGGCAGCCCAGACAGCCCGAGUGUUGAAAUCAAUCAGCUCGGUGCCCAAACUGAGCUUCCAUCCCAGAUUAAGACACACUCAAAACCAAACAGCCAACAGCAGUCACCUCCAUAUUCACCACAAUCAACCAAUCUGGGUCACUCAACCCAACACCAGCCAUCCUCCAACCCAGCAGCAGCCUCUUCAGUCCAGAACUUCACCUCUCCCCUGUACAACCCCGUCACAGCCACCGCCGAAAUCCACCCAUCUAAAAACUACGACGAGCCGCCCUCCACCACCCUCACGCACCCACCCACACAAUCUUGACCUCACUGUCAGUCCGCCUGUUUAUCUGCGUGAUUAGAUCAGGCUCAUCGCUUUCAUGGUUCCGGACAAUACCACUGAUUUCUCAGCAGCUGAAA
Molecule: messenger RNA, 2870 nt
Organism: Morone saxatilis (striped sea-bass)
Lineage: Eukaryota; Metazoa; Chordata; Actinopteri; Moronidae
Gene: dclk3
Product: doublecortin-like kinase 3
Exons: 7
Coding region: 1-2775 (924 amino acids)
Biological process (GO): protein phosphorylation; intracellular signal transduction
Molecular function (GO): ATP binding; protein kinase activity
Source: RefSeq, a predicted model, not a curated record